Mesocricetus auratus (golden hamster) is the source of this 5227-nucleotide messenger RNA. It is a transcript of the gene Tecpr1, whose product is annotated as tectonin beta-propeller repeat containing 1. The transcript is spliced from 25 exons. The record is from RefSeq and is a predicted model, not a curated record. Gene Ontology annotation, cellular component: membrane. Bases 147 to 3644 code for a protein of 1165 amino acids. Lineage: Eukaryota; Metazoa; Chordata; Mammalia; Rodentia; Cricetidae.
UGCCCAAUCAAAGCUGAACUGACCAUUGCUUCCGGCCCGCCCUCUCGCCUGAGGCCGGGGGAGGGCCGGGCCGUAGCUCUAGCCUAGGAGUUCAGGAGCAUCCACUAGGAACCUGCCCCGCCCGGCGUGGGCCCAGCACUGUGGCCAUGCCCACCUCUGUGCUGUGGGCAGUGGACCUCUUCGGGAGAGUGUAUACCUUGUCCACGGCUGGCCAGUGCUGGGAGCUUUGCAAGGAUGUCCAGAUGGAGUUCAAGCGGGUCAGUGCCGCCACUCAGUGCUGCUGGGGCAUCGCCUGCGACAACCAGGUCUACUUGUACGUGUGUUCCAGUGAUGUACCCAUCCGCCACCGAGAGGAGGCCUAUGAGAAUCAGCGUUGGAACCCCAUGGGAGGCUUCUGUGAGAAGCUCCUGCCGAGUGACCGCUGGUCGUGGAGUGACGUGAGUGGGCUCCAGCAUCGGCCGCUGGAUGGGGUAGCACUGCCCUCGCCACACUGGGAAUGGGAAUCAGACUGGUAUGUGGAUGAGAAUUUUGGAGGGGAGCCCACCGAGAAAGGGGGGUGGACAUACGCUAUGGACUUCCCUGCCACCUACACUAGAGACAAGAAGUGGAACUCAUGCGUGAGGAGACGAAAGUGGAUCCGGUACAGGAGAUACAAAUCCCGGGACACCUGGGCCAAGAUUCCCUCAAAGGAUGACCCCAAGGAACUCCCUGACCCUUUCAAUGACCUGUCUGUGGGAGGUUGGGAGAUCACAGAGGAGCCUGUGGGCCGCCUGUCAGUGUGGGCUGUGUCCCUGCAGGGAAAGGUGUGGUACCGAGAGGAUGUCAGCCACCCCAACCCAGAAGGCUCUUCCUGGUCUCUUGUGGAUACCCCAGGGGAGGUGGUUCAGAUCAGCUGUGGGCCCCACGACCUUAUAUGGGCCACCCUCUGGGAGGGGCAAGCCCUGGUCAGAGAAGGAAUCUGCAGGAACAACCCAAAAGGAAGUUCCUGGUCCAUAGUGGAGCCUCCUGGGUCUGAAAAUGGUAUCAUGCACGUCUCCGCGGGAGUCAGUGUGGUCUGGGCCAUCACGAAGGACCGCAAAGUGUGGUUCCGGAGGGGCGUCAAUUCUCACAACCCCUGUGGCACCAGCUGGAUCGAGAUGGUUGGAGAAAUGACAAUGGUGAAUGUGGGGCUGAACGACCAGGUCUGGGGCAUCAGCUGUGAGGACCGAGCUGUGUACUUCCGGCAGGGCGUCACCCCCAGUGAGCUCAGCGGGAAGACAUGGAAGCCCAUCAUUGUGGGCCGAGAAAGUGACCGGUCACACUCUGGCAGCUCAUCCAGUCUCCUCAGCGCUGGCUGCUUCUUCGGUGAUGAGGUGAGGGGCAGUGGUACCGAAUCUGCACCCAGUGAUACUGAUGCCUCCUCAGAAGUGGAGAGACAGGACCCCGAACAAGUUCUCCCCAGAGAAUCUGUGGACAAUUCCAGGAGCCUUAAAGGGAGCUUGUCCAAGGGCCCUGAGACCCGUGGGAGCACUGAGGACACCUUGGAGAACGCCUGCCCGGCCGACAGCAAGAAGGCCCCUGAGGCCUCUGGCGUUGAUGAAUGCCAUGGCCCAGCCUCCACACCAGCUGAGCUACCCUGGACUAACAUUGACUUAAAGGAGCCCAAGAGGGUGUCUAGCCAGCCAUCUGCAGGCUUUCCUGAGACUACAGGCCUCUCCUCCCUGGGGCUCUUCCCACUGGGCAUGGAGGAGCCCUACGUUGCAGAUGACCAUCCUCUGUGGGCCUGGGUGUCUGGAGGGGGAUGUGCAGUGGAGGCCUGCUCUGUGCUCAAGUGGUUCACUGUCCAGUCAGGGCUGUCCCCCUCAGUGCAGUCGCUGUCCCUGUCCAUCACACCUGCCCAGACGGCAGCCUGGAGGAAACAGAUCUUCCAGCAGCUCACAGAGAGGACCAAGAGGGAGCUGGAGAGCUUCAGGCACUACGAGCAGGCCGUGGAGCAGUCGGUGUGGGUGAAGACCGGGUCCCUGCAGUGGUGGUGUGACUGGAAGCCCCACAAAUGGGUGGACGUCCGUGUGGCCCUGGAGCAGUUCACAGGGCAUGACGGGGCUCGAGACAGCAUCCUCUUCAUCUAUUACAUGAUCCACGAGGAAAAGAAGUACCUGCAUGUGUUCCUAAAUGAGGUGACUGUACUGGUCCCCGUGCUUAAUGAAGCCAAGCACUCCUUUGCCCUCUACACCCCCGAGAGGACGAGACAGAGGUGGCCUGUGCGCCUGGCUGCCGCCACAGAGCAAGACAUGAAUGACUGGCUUGCCUUGCUCAGCCUGUCCUGCUGUGAGAGCCGGAAGGUCCACGGACGCCCGUCCCCACAGGCCAUCUGGUCUGUCACCUGCAAGGGUGACAUCUUUGUAAGCGAGCCCAGCCCAGACCUGGAAGCCCGUGAGCACCUGCUACCUUGCGACCAGAUGUUCUGGCGGCAGAUGGGAGGCCACUUGCGGAUUAUAGAGGCCAACAGCCGAGGUGUGGUGUGGGGCAUUGGCUAUGACCACACAGCCUGGGUAUACACUGGCGGCUAUGGCGGAGGUUGCUUCCAAGGCCUGGCCAGCAGCACCAGCAACAUUUAUACACAGUCAGAUGUGAAGAGUGUCUACAUCUAUGAGAACCAGCGUUGGAACCCUGUCACCGGCUAUACCAGCAGGGGGCUGCCCACUGACCGGUACAUGUGGAGUGAUGCUACGGGACUGCAGGAGUGCACCAAGGCGGGCACAAAGCCACCCUCCCUGCAGUGGACCUGGGUCUCUGACUGGUAUGUGGACUUCAGUGUCCCCGGAGGCACCGACCAGGAAGGAUGGCAGUACGCCAGUGACUUCCCUGCCUCUUACCAUGGGUACAAAACCAUGAAGGAUUUUGUCAGGAGAAGGUGCUGGGCCAGAAAAUGCAAGCUGGUGACCAGUGGGCCAUGGCUAGAGGUGGCCCCUAUUGCUCUCAGCGAUGUGUCCAUCAUCCCAGAGAGUGCAGAUGCGGAUGGACGAGGACACCACAUUGCGCUGUGGGCUGUCAGUGACAAGGGGGAUGUCCUGUGCCGUCUGGGUGUAUCUGAACUCAACCCCGCGGGUUCCUCUUGGCUUCACGUUGGCACUGACCAGCCUUUCGCCUCUGUCUCCAUCGGCACCUGCUAUCAGGUGUGGGCUGUGGCCAGGGAUGGUUCCGCAUUCUACCGGGGCUCCGUCUCGCCCUCCCAGCCAGCUGGUGACUGCUGGUACCACAUCCCAUCUCCUCCCAAACAGAAGCUGACACAGGUGUCUGUGGGCCAGACAUCAGUAUAUGCCUUGGAUGAAAAUGGGAACCUGUGGUAUCGAGCAGGGAUCACCCCCAGCUACCCACAAGGCUCCAGCUGGGAGCACGUAUCCAACAAUGUGCGCAAGGUGUCUGUGGGGCCGCUGGACCAGGUCUGGGUAAUUGCCAACAAAGUCCAGGGAAGUCAUGGCCUGAGCCGGGGGACAGUGUGUCAUCGUAUGGGUGUCCAACCUCGGGAGCCCAAAGGGCAGGGCUGGGACUAUGGCAUUGGAGGAGGCUGGGACCACAUCUCUGUCCGAGCCAAUGCCACCAUGGUACCCAGGAACGUGUCCAGGGAACAGGAGGCCCAUGGUCAAGGUCCCGUUUACUGCUGAAGCCUCUCCUCAACCAGAGGCAAGGAUGGUUUGAGCCUGAAGGACUGGAACGGAACUUUUCUUGUGUAGUAUGGGAGGACAUCACCCUGGCCCAGACAUGCACGGGCAGUCAGGCCAAAGUCAGCCAUUUCUGAAGCACUGACAAAAGGCCUAGAGAUGUAACUGGGGGGGGCAGUCCCUCAGGUGUUCCCAGUCUGUGGGGGGUGCUGGAGGGAAGAUGGAAGGAGAUGACCACUGCCUGGGGCCCUCAGCCCUGAUCCCUCCCUGUUACACCUCCCAGCUUUCCAGACCAGGUCCUCAGAGCCCUCCAGAAACUCUGGUCCUAAAGAGGCAGAUCCUGGGAGGGGCCUUCCUCACCUGGAGACCCUAAAUCACCCCCAGGGGAAACAGCUGUGAGGCUCAGGUCUCCAAGCUUCAGUUUGCAGACAACCCUCAUCAGGUUUUCCAAAUGGGGUUUUGCUUCAAAAGUUAAGCCAAGGAGUUGGUGGCUGAUGCCUAUGUGCCGGGCUCUCAGGAGACUGAGGCAGGAGGAUUGUGAGUUUGAGACUACCCAAGACUACCUACAUAGCAAGACUGUCUCACACACACACAAAAAUCUACAUAAAUAAACCAGGCACGAUGGUGCAUGCCUGCAAUCCCAGUACUCUGAAGGCAAGAAGAGCAGGAGUUCAAGGCUAUCCUCAGUACGUUUGAGACCAGCCUGGGCUACAUGAAACCCUGCUUCUGGAACCCGGUGGCUCGUAUCCUGGUUUGGGGUCCCCUCCUGGGGUGCACUGCAAGGUAGUCUCCAUGUAGAGAAUCAGCAUUGUGAGCCCCAGUUUAACUCCUCUUUCAGUUAUGGGGGCGGGGCCUCCUUGCCAGGGAUCUUGUUGCAGGGUGGCCAGGUCUGGGUGGAGGCAGCUUGCACCCUAGACUUGGGUGAGGAAUUCUGUGCCCUGUGGAGAGGGUAUGGCCAGAACUAUCUUAUGCCCCAGGGCUGGGCAGAAGGCGCCUGCUGUCCGGAGAUUAGAGCUCUGGCCUGCCUGUCAUGGCCUAAGCCCUGGCCCCUGGCAUGUGUGCCCCGUAGGUGAUGUCUCAUGUUUCAGACACCGCUCAGGAGCUGCCAGAGCCCCAUCUUUGUUCAUUUGAGACAGGACACACUCACCCCUAACUGGUUUGCCCUGGAGUCCUCCGUGUGAUGUCAUGGUCAGGAAGAGUUCCAUUCUGCAUGAAGGCUGUUCCCAGAAGCUAAGAGGAAACUACUCUGAGGCCCCAUCCCAAUGACAUCUAGGAGCCCCAUGUCCUCAGCAUUUCCAGAGGUGGGACUAGACACAUCCAUGUGCAGAGAGAUGUUCCAGUCACCCUCCUGUCUGCAUGUCAGGAUCAGGUUUCCUAGUGGGCAUCCCGGUUUGUCCCCUAGCAACUGUGACCUAUGUGUUCUGCUGCAGAUGGCUCUCAACAGAGCACCACAAGGAUGUCACUCUGCCCAUUAGCCAGAGUGACACCUCCUUUUGCCGCUGAGCACCAACUGUUUACCCCCUCAGUCGGACCAAACUGUCUAGGCUCCACAGAUAUUCUAUUUAAUAAAAAUUUAUACCAUGGCA